AUGCGCUGGUUGGAGGUUGGAAGAAGCAGAAGAAGCGAGGCAAGAACACAUUUGGAUGUUAGCAUAGGCCCGUGUUGCGCGUGGGAGCGAAGGGGAAAGGAAGGGCGUGCGUGGUUGUUGAUGUCUGUCGACGGUAGGGAUAGCAACUCCGUAAUAAGGUUCGAUAUGGUAAACAUUACCCUCCUGAAUUUGCCAUCGAAUUUGUCGAUUUCCUUUCCAACGUCUCCCCCCCGACCCCCCUUUUCUAUUCUAAAGCCAGACAUCGAAUAUAUUUACCUACAGACAUAUAUGAUCAGACUUGCGCGAGCGAGCGAAUGA
Molecule: messenger RNA, 318 nt
Organism: Morchella importuna
Lineage: Eukaryota; Fungi; Ascomycota; Pezizomycetes; Pezizales; Morchellaceae
Exons: 4
Coding region: 1-318 (105 amino acids)
Source: RefSeq, a predicted model, not a curated record